CCCGACUCUCUUUUCAAGUGACCUCGCUCGGUUACUUAUUCCUUGGAAAUAAUAGCCUCUCUGGGAGCCUGCCCACUCAAAAGAGCUCAUCCCUUCUCAAUGUGUAUGCUCAUCUGUUUGCUCAAUAUAUUAUUGACCAUCCCUGUUUUUGUUAAAUUGCUUGUGUUUAACGAUUAUGUGAAUAUUCGUUAAAUUGUCAGAAGUCUAAUUUGCAUGUAUUUCUCUUCCUUUAAUUAAUGGAUACCUCUCACUGUAUUUUAUUUUCAUGCAGAGAUUUAUCCUAUAAUAAACUUGCAGGAAGUUUUCCUUCUUGGAUUAGCCAGAAAAAUUUACAUCUGUAUGUUCAAAGAAUGCAAUGCUCCAUUUACUUUAUUUAUUUAUUUAUUUUUCUUAUUUUCUGGAAAUAAAGGAAAAAGCAAAUGAAACCAAUUUUUUUGUGUCCUUCCCUUUAUAUAUAUAUAUAUAUAUAUAAAUGCUAUUGAGCUGGUGAUACAAAUUAAGAGUUGCGUGACAGUUUUGCCGUUGGAUAUAGCUAACAUGCAUAUUGCAUAUUGCCUUUUGUGCUGCUGGAUAUGUUUCAUUUUUCUUGUUGUUUUGAACAUGCAUAUUGCAUGACAUCCAUGUUCUGUAAUUUUACAACAAUAAUGUUCUUUCUUUCAGUGACCUUCAGCAAAUAACAUCACUGGGAGGCUGUCAGAGUCACUAGGCAAUCUGAAAAACGUUACUUGUGCGUCAUUAUUAUUUUCUUGCUCUAAAUAAUAAAAAGAAGCUUAGUUCACUCACACAUGAUACACUUGUGUGUCUGUGUAUAUAUAUACCUACAACACAUCUUAAUAUUGUGUAAUUAAGAAGAUUUGGAGAUUGUACAUGUGUGGAUAUAUAUGAAGAUGAAAGCUAAUUGUUGGUACUGCAUAGUUUUGCUUGUUUUUCUGCAGGUGAUAAUGAUGAUGAUGAUGAACACAAUGCCAAUUGUUGCUCUUGCUGCUUUUGAAGAAUAUAAUAAUGCUUCUGAUGUUAUUGGACGAUAUGAGAAUUGGUUGCUGGCAUCAACUUUAAUGGCUAGGAAGAGAUGUGGUCGAAUACCCACUCCAAGCCGAUAUCUUGGUGCGAGGACCUUCCAUUCUCGACGUCAGUCUCCAAGUGCUUCGCCAUAUUAUAGAAGCUGUUACAGAUCAUCAAGCUAUACAUGGAAAAUUUCUCCAUUAGAAGGAUGGAAUGAACAUGGAGACACAAUGAUCGACAUUGAGAAAAUAUGAUUCAGAAAAAUAAACUACUCAGUAAUUUAUUGCUUCUAUCCCUCCAGAGGUUAUAAGUAAGUUGGAAUGAAAGAGUAGAAGCAGCAGAACUAGUACAUCCUUUCGCUCUUACUAUCUCAAGGUAUUCAAGUAAAUUUUGAGAUAGCUCUUUGUACUUCACAUGCUAUUAUCAGGACGGAGGAAGUUUUCUUCCCAUGCCCCUCACACUUCAGAGGAUAUUAAAUAGCCUCAACCUUCAGCCCAAUAGGAAGAUAUGGGUGUCGAUAAAAUUACAACAAAAUGAAUGUAAUAUUUUGGAUCAUUACAUUAGAUAUUUUUAUAACUUUUUGUUAUAUUAGAUGUUUAGACUAUUAUAUUUUGUAUUGGAUUGUCUUAUUAAA
Messenger RNA from Dioscorea cayenensis subsp. rotundata (Guinea yam), 1636 nucleotides. RefSeq lists its product as uncharacterized. The coding region runs from base 882 to 1256 and encodes 124 amino acids. NCBI's taxonomy places the organism in Eukaryota, Viridiplantae, Streptophyta, Magnoliopsida, Dioscoreales, Dioscoreaceae. The record is from RefSeq and is a predicted model, not a curated record. The transcript is spliced from 5 exons.